UAUCAACUACAUUUUACUUUCCCCCAAACUCCAUAUUAUAUAUGUGUGUAUCUUCUCUUCAUUGAACCCAACAAUUAACUUGGGCUUUCUUAAGAUCUUCGGAGGAGUAUUCUUGGGGAUUUGCAGCCAUGGAGUUUACUAGCUUGGUUGAUACUUCGUUGGAUCUCAACAUAAAACCUCUCCGGCCGGCCGGAGAUGCCGGACUACCGCCGAAGCAAGAAGUGGAGAGCAAUUUCAUUGGGUUGGGCAUCAACAUGGCAAUCAAAAAUGAGGCGGAUGGUCUAGUGGAGGAGUUGAAUAGAGUGAGUGCGGAGAACAAGAAACUGACGGAAAUGCUGACAAUCAUGUGUGAGAAUUACAAUGUUUUGAGGGAGAAAUAUAAGUACAUGAUGAAGAACAAUAAUGGAUGUGAGGAAAACAGUAGCCCUGUGGGUGUUCUGGGAUCAAGAAAGAGGAAAUCGGAGAGCAACAACGUUAAUAAUAAUGGAGGACAACACUCGGAGAGCAGCUCCAGUGAUGAAGAUUCUGUCAAGAAACCCAGGGAGGAACAACAACACCAUCAACAACAACCACAGCACAUCAAAUCUAAGACCUCCAAGGUUUAUGUCCGGACGGAAUCCUCUGAUACCGGCCUGAUUGUGAAGGAUGGGUAUCAAUGGAGGAAAUAUGGGCAGAAGGUGACUAGAGAUAAUCCAUCGCCCAGAGCUUACUUCAAAUGCUCUUUUGCUCCCACCUGCCCAGUCAAGAAAAAAGUUCAGAGAAGCGUGGAAGAUCAGUCGGUUUUGGUGGCGACCUAUGAGGGAGAGCACAACCACCCACACCCCUCAAAGAUGGAUCAAUCAUCCACUCCGCCUGCCCGUUCUGCUCCGGCCCCUAGCACCACCUCAGCCCUCACCACUCUCAACUCCUCAGGACCAACCAUCACCCUUGACUUAACAGACCCCAAACCCAAACCAUCAUUACCCAUCGCCGCCGCCGCCAGAGUAUUGCCGCCGGCGGCAGACAGACCGGACUUCCACCAAUUCUUGAUAGAACAGAUGGCUUCUUCCUUGACAAAAGAUCCCAGCUUCAAAGCAGCUCUUGCAGCCGCCAUUUCCGGAAAGUUAAUCUUUCCUCAUAAUCAGACAGAAAAAUGGUAAACAAAAAAUUACUAUAGAAGCAUUGCAGUUGUUUUUGUGAUAGUCUUUGACGAAUGGAAAGGUUUGAAGUGAAGUAGAAGUAGUUGAAUUAAUGUAAAUACCAGUUUAGGGUAUACAUCAAUGUUGAAGAGGGACCCAUACCAUAUGGAUGGGUAGCUAAGAGCUUCAAGGCUACUUUUGAUUGGAUUACUCAAGUGGUUGAAUUCAAGACUUCAAAUCACAAUUAAGAAUUCUUACCAACUUUGCUUGACUA
Molecule: messenger RNA, 1392 nt
Organism: Ipomoea triloba (trilobed morning glory)
Lineage: Eukaryota; Viridiplantae; Streptophyta; Magnoliopsida; Solanales; Convolvulaceae
Product: probable WRKY transcription factor 40
Exons: 4
Coding region: 129-1139 (336 amino acids)
Biological process (GO): regulation of DNA-templated transcription
Molecular function (GO): DNA-binding transcription factor activity; sequence-specific DNA binding
Source: RefSeq, a predicted model, not a curated record